Molecule: messenger RNA, 8614 nt
Organism: Periophthalmus magnuspinnatus
Lineage: Eukaryota; Metazoa; Chordata; Actinopteri; Gobiiformes; Gobiidae
Gene: plxnb1b
Product: plexin b1b
Exons: 38
Coding region: 256-6777 (2173 amino acids)
Biological process (GO): axon extension; positive regulation of axonogenesis; regulation of GTPase activity
Cellular component (GO): semaphorin receptor complex
Molecular function (GO): protein binding; semaphorin receptor activity
Source: RefSeq, a predicted model, not a curated record
GACUACUCAUCACAAAAACUGGCGUGCUCCAGGACCGGGACAGGCGCUGUGAACUGACUGAGCCCCGAACGAAGAGGAAAAGCGUGCUCGCGUCGCGGUGUGGAAGAGCGCAGCAGCGGCUCACCGUCUGUGCGCGGGGCAAGGUAAUGCACAGGAGGAGUGAAGCAGAACACUGAUGCUCCACCGAUACCAGGAGCUGAUCUCCAGAUUAUGCUGCAGGACACCUCGUGAGGCUCUGAAGCCAUUCCUCCAGGGAUGGGAGGUCACUGUUGGGCUGGACCCCCAGUGCUCCUCCUGGUCCUCACUGUGGCCUGGCCUAGUGGAGUCCUCUGUGACUCAGACUCCUCUCAGCUGUACCCCACUUUCACCCAUCCCAACACUCUGUUUGAGCACUUAGCUCUGCACCCGGACCCUUUUGUUGGUCGGGUGUAUGUGGGUGCUCGGAACCAUCUCUUCCAGCUGGACAAAAACCUCCAGGUGGAGGUCCUAGCUGACACUGGCCCAGUGACCGAUAGCCAGGAGUGCCUGCCCCCAGUGACGGAGAUCACAUGUCCGCAGGCUCGAAGCACUAGCAACCACAACAAGCUGUUGCUGGUUGACCCAUACUCUAUGAACCUCAUCACCUGUGGGAGUGUCAAUCAGGGAAUCUGCCAGAAAAGAAGCCUGGACUCAGUCAAUCAAAUCUUCUUCUCCACCGAAAGACCAGUAGAUACUCAAUACGUAGCAGCCAACCAUCCCAAUGUCAGCACUGUCGGAGUAGUUGUCCGGCCCUUUCCUGAACGCCAACCUCUUUUGUUUGUUGGACGGGGUUAUACCAGUAGCCACCCUCCUAUUUCCACCCGAAACCUUGCCCAAGGAUCUAUUUUUUCUUAUGAAGACACUGCUAAACUUGCUGUAGCUGGACGCCUCUCAGAGUACGAUCAUCAUUUCGUGGCUACAUUUGCGCACCAACAUCAUGUAUAUUUCUUGUUCUACAGGCGAGAUCUAAAGUCUCAGUCUAGGGAAUAUCGGACAUAUGUGUCUCGAGUUUGCCUGGAUGACCAGUCGUACUACUCCUAUGUAGAGGUGCCUUUAACAUGUCGCUCCAGAGCAGGGAAGGUGUACAGCCUGCUGCAAGCUGUGCAACUGGGCCACUCAGGAGUGGGUGCAGGAGGUCAGGACGUCCUGUUAGGGGUCUUCUCCACUCAGUCGACCUCAUCACCUCGGCCCAGUGAGGACUCUGCCCUCUGUAUGUUUAACCUACGAGAUAUAGAUACAAGGAUCAACUCCACCAGAGACCUGUGCUACACUCAGAUGGGCAAAGAGGCGGGAACAGAGGCGGCCUAUAUCGAGUAUGAAGUCAAGUCCAUAUGUGCUAAUCUACCCACGAACACCUUGGAGGCGUACCCAUGUGGCUCAGACCACACCCCCAGUCCCAUGGCCAGCAAGAUCUCUGUGGAAGCUGAGACCAUCCUCGACAGCCCCUCAGCCCGACUUACUGCUGUGGCAGUCAGCGUGAGGGCGGGACAUGUUAUCACAUUUCUGGGUGACUCGAAAGGGAAUCUACAUAAGGUGUUUUUGGGGCCAAACGGUGAGGUGGAAGAGUACUCCGUGAUCUCCAUCCAACAGAACACUGCUAUCAGUGCAGAUCUCAUUCUGGACCAGGCAGAGCAGCACCUUUUCAUCAUGACUCAGAACAUGCUACAGAAGAGACCAGUGGCCGAGUGCUGGAGGCAUGAGGACUGCCACUCCUGUCUCCUGGCCCACGACCCCUACUGCGGCUGGUGCGUCCUGCAAGGAAGGUGCAUGUUGCAGUCAGAGUGUGCUCGUGGAGAGCAGUCUGGACAGUGGCUCUGGAGUUUUGACAUGGAGCAACAGUGUCUGUCCAUUCAAGAGCUCAGCCCUGCCAAUGUCAGCAAGGAUGAGAGUCACAUGAUAUCCCUCAUUGUCCCGGGACUUCCUGUGUUGGAGAAAGACGAAUUCUACACCUGUUUUUUCCAGAACAGUGAAAGUCCUGCCAUGGUCAGCUCCACGGGGGUCUCCUGUCGCUCCCCACAGCCAAGUCGAGUGCCUGCAGUGCCUCCAGGACAAGAUUUUGUCAAAGUGGUGCUGUCUCUGCGUUUUGGUAAUGUGACGGUAACAGAGAGGGACUUCUUGAUCUUUGACUGUCAAGCUGUGAAGCAGCUGUCUGGAAGCAUGCCAUGUCGAGGGUGUGUCCUGAGCCGCUGGGGCUGUAACUGGUGUGUUCAUCAACACAUGUGCACACACAAACCCACCUGUGAAGAGGGAGUCAUCAUUUAUAACCAGCAUUUCAAACUCCCUACAUCUCCUCCCCCCACCUCCAAAGCCCUGGAGAUCAUCACCACAGACCUGACGCCCACAUCAACAGUUGCCGUGACGACCACCACAGCACCUAUCACUACCACUUGGGUGCCCCCAACCCCCACCUUACCCCUAACCACCACCCUUACAAUUGCUACAAGUACUACAACUCCUGUCACCACUACUGCUGUUACUGCUACACCAGAGACUACCACCAUUCCCAUCACCACAGCACCUAGCACCCAGGCUAGUAGUGCCCUUCCCCCCACCAUACCUGUUACAGAGGGUCAUGCUGAAGAGGAGACCACCAAAAUGAAUGAAAGUCCAGUUACUCAGGCUGAUCAAAGUGGAGAAUUAGACCAAGUCAUGCCUUUGAUGAUCCCUCACACUGAACCAGACGCAGUGUCCCAGGAGGUGCUGUCAGAAGAGAUGACGGCUAUUAUCCAAGAUGUUUCUGGACCACCCACCUUUGAUCCAAAUAGUUUUCCUCUACCCACACCUUUCUUCAUGGGUGCAGACUCUGAGCCUCUUGAAUUACAAACAAGCAACCCACCUCCUAACCCCUCAACUGAAGGCCCCAAGGUGCUGGUGUGGCCAAAAGAAAAAGAAGAGCCAGAAGACCAAAUAAAGCAGGUUGAAAAUGACACUGCUACGUUUUCAGCUGGCACUGUCCUGUCAGGAGAUGGAGAGAUGGAGCAUGCCCCACCACCCCCCUCCCCUCUUCUCCAGGACUCUGACUCUGAGCCGGACUAUCAGUAUGACCAAGAUGAGGGCUUUCUCCCUGGGGACGAGGGGUCCUAUGUUAGCUGGGGAGCCUCUGCAUGCCCUUGUGUGGAGAAGAUCCAGGGCGUCUCACUGCUGCCCGUCAGAGUCAAGAGGAAGAUUACACUUUUGGCACACAACCUGCACCUCUAUCAGGACUCUGAGCUGGAUUACCAGUGUGUGCUCGUGAUCGAGGGUCAGACUGUGGUGGUGGAUGCUUAUGUGGAGAUGGAUGACAUAAACCCAUCUAACUUUGACAUCACUUGUCAGCUGCAUGAGUAUGAAUACUCAGCCCAGUUGGAGGAGUAUAAUGCCAUGGUUUAUGUGAAAAGACGAGACACGUUUCAUGUGGACAGCACUCCAGAUUUGUACGUGACACUGUACAACUGCUCAGUGGGGCGCUCAGACUGCAGCCGCUGCCACACAGCGGAUCAGAAGUACGGUUGUGUGUGGUGUGGAGGGGCUCAGGCCAGCUGCGUAUACUCUGACACCUGCAGCCAGCUUGUAGAGAAGACAUGUCCCGCACCAGUCAUACACUCAAUUGAACCUCUGUCUGGCCUGUUGGAGGGAGGAACUAUGGUUACGAUAACUGGCUCUAACCUGGGACAGAAGCCUGAAGAUAUUCUGCACUCUGUGUCUGUGGCUGGGGUUCCCUGUACAGUCAUUCCGAGUCUCUAUGAGGUCUCCUCCAGGAUUGUUUGCAAGACCAGAGCUAGUGGAGGACUGCUUUCUGGCCAUGUGUCUGUCACUGUGACUGGAGGGGAGUUUGGCCGUUCCAGCCAAACCUUCAGUUAUCAGGAUCCAUUUGUCAUGGGUUUGUCACCUCUAAGGGGCCCUAAGGCUGGAGGAACCAUUCUGAACAUUACUGGCCGAAGUUUGCUCACAGGACAUCCCACAGACCUCAGCAUUACUGUUGGAAGAGUGCACUGUAAAAUAGUGUCUAAGGUGCACGUAUCCAGUGUACAGUGUGAGACAGGCCCCAGUAAGGACAUUGGAGAACAUCAGCUCACAUUGCAUUAUGGCAACAGUCAGCGUCACCUUCAUUCAACUAAGUACCUCUAUAGCCCCAAUCCCAACAUCACCCAUGCCUUACCAGCCAACAGCUUCUUUGGUGGUGGCCGGGUGAUUUAUGUGUAUGGCUACAACCUGGACGUGGUGCAGAGGCCCAGCAUGGUGGUCACCAUUUCUCUGUUGGAAACCCCGGUUGCCCAGACUAAAGCCAAGAGCCGUAGGAGGAGAAGUAGACGAAAAAGCAGGAGUGAGCCUGACUUCAAACAGUUUGUGGGCUCCUGUGAGGUGAACUCCUCCUCUCUCAUCCUGUGCCAUUCUCCUGUGGUGGACGCCACUGUGCAGGGUUCAGAGGUCAAAGUAGAGUUUCAGUUGGAUAACCUCCGUUUUGACUUCAGUACGCUGAACAGCCAGCCUUUUAGGUAUGAGCCCAACCCCAUUUUGCAGCCUCUCAACCAGCAGGACCCACUCAAGGUCUACCGCUACAAUCCGGGCAGCUUUAUCCAACUGGAGGGUGAGAAUCUGGACCUGGCCAUGACCAAAGAUGAGGUGUUGGUUCAGGUGGGGGAGGGAGUUUGUGCAGUGAAGACUUUAACCAAGAACCACCUGUACUGCGAGCCUCCUCCUCAGCAGCCCACACCCACCACUAAUGGAAACAAACGGGAGGGCUCUGACAGCCUGCCUGAGUUCAUAGUCCGAAUGGGUAACUUGAACUUCUCCCUGGGUAAAGUGCAAUAUGACAACCCCAGCCUGGCCACUUUUCCUUUGGAGGCUCAGAUCGGAGUGGGAGUGGGAGCUUCAAUUGUGGCUUUAAUCGUCCUCAUUAUUGUUCUCAUCUACAGGAGGAAGAGCAAGCAGGCUCUGAGGGACUAUAAAAAAGUCCAGAUACAACUGGAGAAUCUGGAAACUAGUGUGAGAGACCGCUGCAAGAAAGAGUUCACAGACUUGAUGACCGAGAUGAUGGACAUGUCAAGUGAUCUGGUGGGUUCAGGAAUCCCGUUUCUUGACUACCGCAUGUACGCAGAACGUAUUUUCUUCCCUGGCCACCGGGAGUCCCCACUACGACGGGACUUGGAUGUUCAGGAGUGUCGAAGGCAGACUGUGGAGCAGGGUCUGGUGCAACUGUCUAAUCUUCUUAACAGCAAACUCUUCCUCACCAAGUUCAUCCACACUCUUGAAAGCCAGCGCACGUUUUCGCCCAGGGAUCGGGCUUAUGUGGCCUCUCUACUGACAGUGUCCCUCCAUGGGAAACUGGAGUACUUCACGGACAUCCUGAAGACACUUCUGAAUGACCUGGUGGAGCAGUAUGUGGCCAAGAACCCCAAACUGAUGCUCCGGAGGACAGAGACUGUAGUAGAGAAGCUGCUCACCAACUGGAUGUCCAUCUGUCUAUAUACUUUCCUUAGGGAUUCAGCGGGAGAACCAUUAUACAUGCUGUUCAGGGCCAUAAAGCACCAGGUGGAUAAAGGACCAGUGGACGCGGUGACAGGAAAGGCCAAGUACACUCUUAAUGACAACCGGUUGCUAAGAGAAGAUGUUGAAUACAAAACCCUGACUCUAAACGUGCUAGUACAGGGCAGUGGACUCAGUGACAGCCAGCCCCUGACCUCCAAAGUGCUGGACUGCGACACCAUCACCCAGGUCAAAGAGAAGAUCCUGGACCAAGUCUUUAAGGGCACAUCCUUCUCACACCGGCCACAUGCUGAUUCUCUGGAUUUAGAGUGGCGAUCAGGAGUAGCCGGGCACCUGAUCUUAUCAGACGAGGACCUGACCUCGGUAGUACAAGGCAGCUGGAAACGCCUCAACACUUUGCAACACUACAAGGUCCCAGAUGGGGCUACUCUCGCGCUCAUACCUCGACACACCAAGCACAUCCAUCAUGACAACCAUGAAUACAUAGCUGGAGAGAAAACUCCUAUGCUGGAGGAUGCAGAUGAAGGAGGAGUGAGAUUGUGGCAUCUGGUUAAAGCCAGUGAGGAGCCAGAGCUUCCCAAACAUCGCAGAGGGAGCAUGAGGGAGAGAGAGAGAGCCAAAGCUAUCCCAGAGAUCUACCUUACCAGACUACUGUCCAUGAAGGGAACAUUACAGAAGUUUGUGGAUGAUCUAUUCAUGGUGAUCCUCAGCACCAGUCGCCCGGUUCCUCUGGCAGUCAAAUAUUUUUUUGACCUAUUGGAUGACCAGGCAGGGCAGCACGGCAUCACCGACCCUGAGACCAUCCACAUCUGGAAGACCAACAGUCUUCCUCUGCGUUUCUGGAUCAACAUUGUGAAAAAUCCUCAGUUCAUUUUUGACAUCCAAGCUUCAGACCACGUAGAUGCUGUGCUCUCAGUCAUUGCCCAGACAUUCAUGGAUUCUUGUACGAUAGCUGAGCACAAACUGGGAAGAGAUUCUCCAAUUAACAAACUGCUGUAUGCCAGAGACAUUCCACGUUACAAGCAAAUGGUUGAAAGGUACUAUGCUGACAUCAGGCAGACAAUCUCAGCCAGUGACCAGGAGAUGAACUCUGCUCUUGCUGAAUUAUCGAGGAACUACUCUGGAGAACUAAACUAUCUGGUGGCACUGCAUGAACUCUACAAGUACAUCAAUAAAUACUACGACCAGAUUAUAACGGCACUGGAAGAGGACACCACAGCCCAAAAAAUGCAGCUGGGAUACCGACUCCAGCAGAUUGCUGCUGCAGUAGAGAAUAAAGUGACAGACUUGUGACACAGAAAUAACAGCUCACUGCUGCCUGCUGAUUGAGAUGGACUCAUGUGGGAUGGGUAUAUCAGUGCUGAACAGGACAGUGUUCAGUGGACAGGCCAAGUAAUGGACACUGACUAAGAAGUGGAUGUGUAGAAUGCUUUUCCCAGCAACAUUUCAUAACUGAUAUUCCAACUGUUGCCUUAUUGGAGUCUACAAUGUGACGGUUUGGAACCCCAAACCCCAUAUCUUUUAGUCUACGUAAUACAUGCCCAGGCUACUUUCUUUUUAGCAAGUGCAAAGAAUACAAUUCUGCUUUUAAAAGCAAAAAUAUUGAAUGCCUCAAAUUCCCAACACAAAAUGGCAGCAACGUGCGCUGUAAGGUUUGUCCAGUUGCAGUUAAAAAAGUGUGAAUGCAUUUCUGGCUACCAGUGGUGGAAGAACAGGGUACAGCACUGAAGUACCAUUAGAGUAAUAAGAAAGUAUUUCACACAGAUUUUGAAAUCUAUUAAACAGUCAAUGAUCAGUCAGUGAUCUUGAUAAAGAUUUGUGCAGAUUUUAUCAAAGCAACUGAAUUGAUUUAAUUUUUCUAGUGAUUUGUUUGUUCAACGCCAGGUCUUGAACUCAAAACCUUUUAUACAGAAUGUCAUUAUGAAUGUACAGAUAUCUGAUCUCAAAUGUAGUAAUAUAAAAGUGAAAAUAUCCACUGUAAAAAUGUACUAAAGUCACUUGUACUUUUACUUUCCACCACUGCUUGCUACUAUUGUAUAUUUUAUGAAAAGUUGCCAAACUUUUAAAACUAAAUGCAAUUUUAAAAUGAUCAUUAUGUCUUAUUUCAGAGUUAAUGUCUUCCCAUGUAAUUCUGUUCAUGUCUAUGCAGCUGUCUACCUCAGCCUCAUGCUGCAUCAUUUUUUGCAUCAAUUAAAUAUAUUUUUGCCAACAAUAUAUUGAUCAGCUGUAACUAGCAAUACUUCUGCACAGGAACAGUUGCCAUUUUUAAAAAGUAGGCUGGAAUCCUAGCGAGAACUACCAAGGUUUUUUGUUUUUUAUUUAACAUUCCUUUUAACAAAUAUAUUUAAUGAAAUAGGGCAUUUUGCAGGACUUAGGGCUGCUCAAUAUUGGAAAAUAUUGCAAUAUGGCUGUUAUGUACUGAAAUAUUAAUAUUGAUAUCGGAAUAUAGGUUUUAACACACCAUUUCAGUUAUAACAAAAAGUACAUACCUUAAAUUACUAGUCCAACUGUCAGAAUAACAUAAAAGAACAUAGACAAAACCAAGAAUAAAUCUAGGCAAACUUUGGACUAUGGAAAAUCAUUAAUCAAAUUUGACUUUGUUUUUAAAAGUACAUUUCUGUCAGAUGCUGUACUUUGGUGAGAUUGCAAAAUAAUUUAUUUUAUGAAAUUAAUUAUUUCGUUUGCCAAUAUUGCAAUUUCAGUACUUUAGAUGCAUAUUGUGCAGCCCUAAUGUAAUUGACAAAUGGAAUAAGUAUAGUGAUAACACUGCAACCGGAGCUUUAGCAAUAAUGCCUUAUGUGGCAAGACAUUGGGGUCAUCCAGUAUGUGUGCCAACAGUUUAUUUAUAUAUCCAAGAGACUUUGCACUCAAAUUUUGCAAGUGCUGUUAGGCUUCAUCAUUAGGCUUUAUCAUGGCUCAGAUUAUAGGCUCUGUGAUGAACUGAGGGACACUAAACUGCUGCACGGCUGGAUACUAGAACAGGCUCCCAGAGACGGCUACUGUAUAUGGAUGUGUGUAUUUUGUUUAUAUUGUAUAUAGUGAUUUCAGAUGAAACUGUAGUGAUUUAACCUAAGAGAAUGUUAUUCUCACACAUUGUGAUGGAAUAAAGUAUUCUAAGUAUUUCAUUGAA